UCUAUCAAUGUUUAACUCUGUCAUUGUACCUGUCCUAGAAACCCCUCACAUGUUUUAAAUGGUAGCCUCAUGCUUUCAACAUGUUAUGUAAAUGACCUUAAACCAUGUUUUACGGAUUCCUGCUUCUGUUGCAAACUUUGAACAGAAAAGCAAAUCCUCUUGCCGGGAUGUUUACAUUAGGCAUUAGCUGAAAAUGUGAUCAUCUAUUAGGAAUAGACUAAUUUUAAAUUGCUACUUUCUCACCUGCAGCUUACAUGUUCAUUUAAGCUCGCAAAACAGUAACCAGGUUCUAUCCUUUUUCCAGUUUGGCUUUGCUAAAUCUGCUGAUAUUCUGACAGGGGCAGGCUCUAUUUAACAUAGAAAACGUUUUACAUUAAUGAUAUCAUAUCAGAUUUCCAUAAUGCUAUUUUUUCUAGAAUAGAAUGUUUGAAAGUUUUUUUUAUUGGAGUUUGGAAUCACACUCCCCUAAUCCAUCAUCGAGGUAGAAGAGAACCAAGAGACACCUAAGAUUAGGCAUUCCAGAUUGGCAGUGGUAGUUUUUUAUUUUUUAACGAUUCUGGCAGUUGUGAAAUCUCAUGCUACAUUAUCAAAGUAUGCCGGAUCUGCAUAUUUGUGUAUAAGUAGUCGUUUAGGUUUGGAUGAUUGUGGGGAGCAUUCCAGUGAAAGCACAGUCCAGUCCACCUAGAGAUGGGGCUUGUUACUGCUACAGGAUUGGUGAUCCUGAUGUUAUGUUCCCUAGUAGGCUCUAGCCAAGGCAACUGUGCGUUUCCAGCAAUUUUCAAUUUUGGAGAUUCCAAUUCAGAUACAGGCGGCUUCUACGCGGCUUUCCCUGUCUUGCACCGUCCGUACGGAAUGACAUUUUUUCAUAAGCCUGCAGGUCGAGCAAGUGAUGGCCGCCUUGUAAUUGAUUUUUUAGCUCAAGCUUUUGGCUUGCCAUUUCUCAGCCCAUACUUGCAGUCGUUGGGCUCUGAUUUUCGGCAUGGAGCCAACUAUGCCUCGGAUGCUGGGACAGUUCUUCAACCCAAUACUUCAUUGUAUGUAACUGGAAUCAGCCCCUUCUACCUGGCAGUUCAGUUCAAUCAAAUGAAGGAUUUCAAGGUUCGCGCUCUUGAUCUUCUUUCAAAAGGAAAGCAUUUCGAUUAUCUACCAACCACAGAUGUCUUCAGUAAAGCUCUCUACUUUCUUGAUAUUGGGCAGAAUGAUUUCACCUCACAACUAGGUUGGAUAGGAAUUGAAGGAGUUAAGAAGUUUCUCCCUGAAGUAGCUUCUCAGAUUGGCGAAACUGUAAAGGAAUUAUAUGCAUUAGGGGCAAGGACAAUAUUUGUGGCCAAUCUUGCACCAAUUGGCUGCUUUCCAGCCUUUCUGACGGAGCUUGCUCAUAAUAACUCUGAUCUGGACACUUAUGGAUGUAUGAUUUCAUACAACGACGCAGUGUUGUACUACAAUAACUUACUCAAAGAGAAGCUUGAAGAAGUUCGAAAAGUCAUACCAGAUGCAUCUGUUGUAUAUGUUGACUCGCAUGCCGUUAAGUUGGAGAUCUAUACAAACCCAAAAAAACAUGGCUUUCUUUAUGGAACUAAGGCGUGCUGUGGCACCGGAGGGGAGUACAAUUUUAAUCAGCAGUUUUUCUGCAGCCAAAAGACUAAAAUAAAUGGUACAGAUUUCACAGCUCCAGUUUGCUCUGAUCCAUCAAGUUAUGUGAGCUGGGAUGGAAUUCACAACACCGAAGCUGCAAAUCUUUAUAUAGCAAAAGAAAUUCUCAGUGGCAAGUAUUUUCAGCCACAAUUUCCUCUAAACACUCUCUGUGAUCUCCAGCCAAUUGGGUGACUUGAGCUGAGAAGCAUAUUGUACAAAUUUCUUUGAAUAAAGCCUUUCAAUCACAGGGCUUCUCGCUUUAGUUGAGUUAUUAUUAACUCUGGCUUUGUCAAUUACAAAGCUGGUAAAUAUUUUUAUUAUCUUGGCAAGUCAACAAAAUCCUCACUCAUUUAUGUG
Messenger RNA from Cryptomeria japonica (Japanese cedar), 1992 nucleotides. RefSeq names its product GDSL esterase/lipase At4g01130. Bases 688 to 1827 code for a protein of 379 amino acids. The transcript has 6 exons. NCBI's taxonomy places the organism in Eukaryota, Viridiplantae, Streptophyta, Pinopsida, Cupressales, Cupressaceae. Gene Ontology annotation, molecular function: hydrolase activity, acting on ester bonds. The record is from RefSeq and is a predicted model, not a curated record.